GAGCGCUUGAAGCAGCUUUCGGGAGCCUCGGUCCCGCCUCAUCAACAUGCUCGCAUCCGCCCUCCUCCUGUCUGCGCCCGCUGCGGCAGCCACGCCUUCGAACGCCCGCGUGUGGGCCACCGACGCGCUCAUGGGCGCCGUCGAAGCCGGCCUGAAGCCCGUCAUCGCCGACGUGGUCUGCGGGAUCCCGAUGGAUAAGCUGCUCGGCCACGAGUCUAUCGAGGAGGGCCCGGUCGCUAUCGACGUCAAGUCCUUUGCCCUGUCGCGCUGCUCGGUCGGCGGCAUCUCCGUGCGCAACCAGCCCGACGGCCUGCUCGUCAAGGUGUCGGGCAUCUCGGCGCACGCAGAGGGCAGCUCCCUCGCCAAGCAGGCCGGCUGCACCUUCAUGUGCUACGACCCGAUGGACGCCUCCUUCUCCGCCGAGCUGUACGACUCUGAGAUCACGAUGCUCAUCUCGCUCGGCGCGGCUCGCGGCGUGCCCGAUUUGGCGGCGCGCUACGUCAACACAAACUUCCAGAUGCGCAACAUCCAGCUGCACGAAUUUAAGGGCGUCUCCCUCUUUGCAAACAUGAUCACCGGCGUCAUCGGCAAGGUGACCAACCGGAUCGCCAAGAAGAAGGUUGGCAAGGUCAUCGGCACGCUUGGCGACGUGCUUCACCACCUGCCGCUGCACCACCUGCCGCUCGGCGAGCCGCUCGCAACGGUCCUUCCCCGCGCCGGCCACCUCAUGCUCGACGCCGACGUCACCUCCAUCGGCUACAAGAAGCCCGCGUGGGUCAUCGACAUCCUCACCGUCCUCUCCUCGCCGCCGGCGGUGGGCGCGCGCUCCUAUCCUUACGCGCCGACCGCUCUCCCGAGCGCCCCGCCGGUGGAGCACCGCUCGCAGCAGCUCAUCGCCACCGUG
Molecule: messenger RNA, 904 nt
Organism: Emiliania huxleyi CCMP1516
Lineage: Eukaryota; Haptophyta; Isochrysidales; Noelaerhabdaceae
Exons: 1
Source: RefSeq, a predicted model, not a curated record